AUGGAUAGUGUCACAAUGAGGUCCAAGAAAAAGCACCUCCUUGUGCUCCUUUCCAUUGCUUUCUUACUUUUCUGCUACUUUGGUGCUCACCGACUAAAAAGAAGGGAGAGAGCAUGUGAUCUUCAAGAAACGCUGCCAUCAUAUCUCAACCCAUCUGUGCCUUCUGUGAUUUUCAAAUCAUCAUAUUCACAUGAAAUUAGGACUACCAAGUGUGACUUGAAAGAGUGCUUCAAUUUCACUGCAUGUUUAAAGAAUGGGUUUCGAGUGCACGUCUACCAGUCGUCGGUAAAGCCUGUCAGUGACUCAUAUCAAAGAAUAUUAAAUGUCCUAAGGCAGUCCUCAUUAUUUACGCCUGAUCCUAGUCAAGCUUGCUUAUUUAUCUUGGACAUCGAUACUCUUGAUCGUGAUAUCUUGAGCAAUGAUUAUGUGACCGAUGUGCCUUCACGUUUGAAAAACUUGCCACUGUGGAAUGGAGGAAUGAAUCAUGUUAUUUUCAACUUCUUUGCUGGGACAUGGCCUGAUUAUGAAGAGGAUCUGGGAUUUGACACAGGAAAGGCAAUCUUGGCUAAGGCUUCCAUGUCUCAAGAAGCUUAUCGUGUGGGAUUUGAUAUCUCUCUCCCACUUGUGCAUUCUGAACAUCCUGAGAAGGGUGGUGAACCAGGAUUGGCUAGUGGCAUGAAUUUCCCUUUAGAAAAGGAGUACAUCAUUUCUUUCAAAGGAAAGCGUUACACCCAUGGUAUUGGCUCAGAGACCCGUAACAGCUUGUUCCAUUUACAUAAUGGAGAAGAUAUUAUCUUUGUUGCCACCUGUCGUCAUGGGAAGUCAUGGAAGCAAACCAAGGAUGAGCGGUGUGAUGAAGAUGAUCUAGAAUUUGAACGGCAAGUACUGCUACAAAACUCUACCACAUGUCUUGUUCCACGAGGAAGACGUCUUGGAUCCUACCGCUUUCUCGAAGCUCUCAGGGCUGGCUGCAUACCUGUUGUUCUUGCCAACUCAUGGGUGCUACCUUUCUCAGAAGUUAUAAAUUGGUCUCAGGCUUCUCUGAUACUCGAUGAAAGGGACCUACUCCAAGUUCCCCAAAUCAUACGUUCUCUAUCCCAAGAAAAGAUCCUAGCCAUGCGCCAGCAGACACAAUUUCUGUGGGAACGAUACUUCUCAUCUAUGGAAUCCAUAGUCAUGACUACUCUCAAGAUAAUUGAAGAAAGGAUAUGGAGUCAUAUGAAGCAGGAAGCAGUGAUAUGGAAUAUGCCACCUGGAGGGAUAUUUCAUCAAUUGAGUGUGUCAUCCUUCCCACCCAUUUGUCCAAUUUGUGAGACUCCUGACUUGGAGUUGGAAGAGGGGUUCACUGCACUCAUAUAUGUGACAACAAAUCCUGCAUCCUCAACUGUCCCAUUCUUCCAUCUUCUUAAAAAUGUUCUCAAGAGCAGGAAUCUCAGCAAGGUAUCCAUCUGUCCUUUAGUUCUCUUACUGCUGCUGUUGGAGAGGAUUGUAGUACUGUGGUGUGCAGAUUCAGUUCCUCAAAGAAACCUGUUCCCAGUUGUAUCUGAGUCCCUCUUACAUAUCCUUGUUCCUCCCUUUUGUUCUGUCUCAGCCCGCUUUUAUCCCUAUCCCAUCCUUCCUCAUGGAGCUGUGUUUUCCCUUGAUGAAGAUGCAAGUAUCAAUUCAGAUGAAUUGGAUUUUGCCUACCAAGUUUGGAGACACUUUCCACAGAGGAUCAUUGGCUACCCUGCCCGAUCUCACUUCUGGGAUGAUGCCAAAAAUUCCUGGGGAUAUACAAGCAAGUCCCCUUGGAAUGACCCAGACCACUUUGUGCAAAGACAAAGCUGCAUCAAUACUUUUGUAGCUGUUUUUGGGUACAUGCCCCUUAUCAGGUCCAAUUUGCGCUUGGAUCCACUUUUAUUCCUAGAUGACGCACGGCGACCCAGCGUUUUCGGGUGUGCUGCAUAUCUCUUGAGGCUG
This is a messenger RNA of Darwinula stevensoni, 1959 nucleotides long. The record is from the annotation of a GenBank genome assembly. NCBI's taxonomy places the organism in Eukaryota, Metazoa, Arthropoda, Ostracoda, Podocopida, Darwinulidae.